Messenger RNA from Ipomoea triloba (trilobed morning glory), 3291 nucleotides. RefSeq names its product phosphoenolpyruvate carboxylase. NCBI's taxonomy places the organism in Eukaryota, Viridiplantae, Streptophyta, Magnoliopsida, Solanales, Convolvulaceae. Gene Ontology annotation, molecular function: phosphoenolpyruvate carboxylase activity. The coding region runs from base 175 to 3069 and encodes 964 amino acids. Gene Ontology annotation, cellular component: cytosol; chloroplast; apoplast. Gene Ontology annotation, biological process: carbon fixation; tricarboxylic acid cycle; leaf development. The record is from RefSeq and is a predicted model, not a curated record. The transcript has 11 exons.
AAGAAAGCAAAAAAAUAAAAGAUUUGCCUUUUGUGAGUCUAUUUAUAGCCAGUUCAUUCAGUCCUUUAUAGAUCACUACGCCCCACCCAAGGCUAUUGAAUAUUGAUCUUCUUCUUUCUUGCUUUGCUUUCUUUCUUUCUACCAUUUGCAGAUUCAGGAGCAGACAGUGAGAAAAUGGCUGCUCGAAAUCUGGAGAAGAUGGCCUCAAUUGAUGCCCAAUUGAGGCUUUUGGUGCCUGGGAAGGUCUCAGAGGAUGACAAGCUUGUUGAGUAUGAUGCUUUGCUUCUGGAUCGGUUUCUUGAUAUUCUUCAGGACUUGCAUGGAGAGAAUCUCAGGGAAACGGUCCAAGAGUGUUAUGAGCUCUCAGCCGAGUAUGAAGGUAGGCACGACCCCAAGAAGCUGGAGGAGCUUGGAAAUGUGUUGACAAGUCUAGAUCCGGGGGAUUCCAUCGUGAUUGCAAAAUCUUUCUCUCACAUGCUUAACUUGGCUAACUUGGCCGAGGAGGUUCAGAUUGCCUAUCGUCGCAGACAGAAAUUGAAGAAGGGGGAUUUUGUUGACGAGAACAGUGCAAUAACUGAAUCCGACAUUGAAGAGACUCUCAAAAGGCUUGUGGUGGACAUGAAGAAGUCUCCUCAAGAAGUAUUUGAUGCAUUGAAAAACCAGACGGUGGAUCUUGUUUUAACUGCUCAUCCUACGCAAUCUGUCCGGAGAUCAUUGCUUCAAAAGCAUGCAAGGAUCCGGAAUUGUUUGGCUCAGCUGUAUGACAAAGACAUUACACCUGAUGAUAAACAGGAGCUCGACGAGGCUUUGCAGAGGGAGAUUCAAGCUGCUUUCCGCACUGAUGAGAUUCGAAGGACUCCCCCGACCCCCCAGGAUGAAAUGAGAGCUGGGAUGAGCUACUUCCAUGAGACGAUUUGGAAGGGUGUUCCAAGGUUUUUGCGGCGUGUUGACACAGCUCUUAAAAACAUAGGAAUUAAUGAGCGUGUUCCUUACAAUGCCCCGUUGAUUCAAUUUUCCUCUUGGAUGGGUGGCGAUCGUGAUGGAAAUCCACGGGUGACUCCCGAGGUCACAAGGGAUGUUUGCUUACUGGCCAAAAUGAUGGCAACAAACUUGUACUAUUCCCAAAUCGAGGAUCUUAUGUUUGAGAUGUCUAUGUGGCGGUGCAAUGAUGAGCUUCGUGCUCGAGCAGAUGAACUUCACCGGUCAUCAAGGAGAGAUGCAAAACACUACAUAGAAUUUUGGAAACAAGUUCCACCAAAUGAACCAUACCGUGUUAUUCUUGGUGAUGUGAGGGAUAAACUAUACCAGACUCGUGAGCGUACUCGCCAGUUGUUAGCCCAUGGACACUCUGAUAUCCCCGAGGAGGCAACAUUCAGUAAUGUUGAGCAGUUCUUGGAACCUCUAGAGCUGUGCUACAGAUCUCUGUGUGCUUGUGGCGAUCGACCCAUUGCAGAUGGAAGUCUGCUGGAUUUUCUGAGGCAAGUUUCCACCUUUGGGCUCUCACUGGUGAGGCUCGACAUUAGGCAAGAGUCGGAUCGCCACACAGAUGUCUUGGAUGCUGUGACUACGCACUUGGAAAUUGGUUCGUAUCGAGAAUGGUCUGAAGAGCGUAGGCAGGAGUGGCUUCUGUCUGAACUGAGUGGCAAGCGGCCUCUAUUUGGACCCGAUCUUCCAAAAACCGAAGAGAUUGCUGAUGUAUUGGACACAUUACAUGUCAUAGCAGAACUCCCACCGGACUGCUUUGGGGCGUACAUAAUCUCUAUGGCCACUGCUCCAUCUGAUGUGCUAGCGGUUGAGCUUCUACAGCGCGAAUGCCGGGUGAAGCAGCCCCUAAGGGUGGUCCCACUUUUCGAGAAGCUAGCAGACCUAGAGGCUGCUCCUGCUGCUGUUGCCCGCCUUUUCUCGAUCGAGUGGUACAGAAACCGGAUAAAUGGUAAGCAAGAAGUCAUGAUUGGGUACUCGGACUCUGGCAAAGAUGCUGGCCGGCUAUCUGCUGCCUGGCAGCUAUACAAGGCUCAAGAGGAGCUAGUGAAAGUCGCGAAACAGUAUGGUGUGAAGCUUACUAUGUUCCACGGGAGAGGUGGCACAGUUGGACGAGGAGGCGGCCCGACACAUCUUGCUAUAUUGUCCCAACCACCUGACACGGUUCAUGGAAAUCUCCGCGUUACUGUUCAGGGCGAAGUUAUUGAACAAUCAUUCGGGGAGGAACACCUGUGCUUUAGGACACUCCAACGCUUCACUGCUGCUACUCUCGAGCACGGUAUGCAUCCACCGGUCUCUCCAAAACCAGAAUGGCGUGCACUUAUGGAUGAAAUCACCGUCGUUGCCACAGAAGAGUACCGCUCAAUAGUCUUCCAAGAACCACGAUUCGUGGAGUAUUUCCGCCUUGCCACACCUGAGCUAGAGUAUGGCAGGAUGAACAUUGGCAGUCGCCCAUCAAAGCGUAAACCAAGUGGAGGCAUUGAAUCCCUUAGAGCCAUUCCAUGGAUUUUUGCGUGGACGCAAACCAGGUUCCACCUCCCCGUUUGGCUAGGUGUUGGUGCAGCAUUCAAAUGUGCUAUCCAAAAGGACAUCAAGAACCUCAAAAUGCUCCAGGAAAUGUACAACGAAUGGCCAUUCUUUCGGGUCACCAUCGAUUUAGUAGAAAUGGUGUUCGCCAAGGGAGAUCCCGGGAUAGCUGCACUGUACGACAAGCUUCUCGUUUCAAAGGAUUUAUGGUCAUUUGGCGAGCGCUUGAGGUCCAACUUCGAGGACACAAAGAGCCUUCUCCUACAGAUUGCUGGACAUAAGGAUCUUCUGGAGGGAGACCCCUACUUGAAACAGCAACUCAAGCUCCGCGAUUCCUACAUAACAACCUUAAAUGUCUGUCAAGCUUACACCCUGAAACGCAUUCGUGACCCAGACUACCACGUCACUCUGAGGCCCCACAUCAGCAAAGACUAUGUCGAUUCCAAGCCCGCUGCUGAGCUCGUGAAGCUGAACCCAAUGAGCGAGUAUGCCCCCGGGUUGGAGGACACCCUCAUCUUGACCAUGAAGGGUAUUGCUGCUGGAAUGCAGAAUACAGGUUAAGCUACUUUUUUUUUCCAGUUGUUUUCUGGUAUAAAUAACAGAUGCUGUUCCUCAUCUUAUUGAUGAAUGUUUAUCAGAUAAUGUACUAUUAAACCUCCCGGUAGAAAGCGCAACGCUUUACUAGCAUGUAAUAACUAUAUACUGAGAGUAUUUGCUGAAGAAUUGAAUGAUUUUGGACAUGGGUAUAUAUAGUUCACAGAACUAUUUCAUAUUUCCUGUUUA